Molecule: messenger RNA, 1938 nt
Organism: Chenopodium quinoa (quinoa)
Lineage: Eukaryota; Viridiplantae; Streptophyta; Magnoliopsida; Caryophyllales; Amaranthaceae
Product: LEAF RUST 10 DISEASE-RESISTANCE LOCUS RECEPTOR-LIKE PROTEIN KINASE-like 2.1
Exons: 2
Biological process (GO): protein phosphorylation
Molecular function (GO): ATP binding; protein kinase activity; polysaccharide binding
Source: RefSeq, a predicted model, not a curated record
AAAAUGAUCUCUACUUUCUUUAAUAGCAUCCAAUUUCCUUUCAUCAUCAUAUUCUUCUUAAUUGUUGGCUUGUCAAAUGGUGAAGCCGUAAACUAUAAAACAUGCUCAGCUCCAUUCUCUUGCGGGCAAAUUAAAAACGUCCCGUACCCGUUUUGGGGAGGGAAUCGUCCUCAAAUUUGUGGGAUCCCAAACUUUGGGUUCAAUUGUGGUUGCGAUGUGAAAAAAAAUUAUCCCACUAUGAAUUUUGCUCAUAACGGAUAUACUAUGUUGAGCGUACUUAAUAUUGAUACGUCUACAAACACCAUGUUAGUUUCCCUAGAUAAUUUGAUUAAAAAAUGUUAUUUGUUCAAUACGAACAAGGUAUCAUUGCUUCCCAAUUUAAAGCCAGCCAAAAAUUACAAGAUAACAUACUUGUACUAUGGUUGCGCUAGUUGCGUCUCUAGGUACCGCCCUUACUACUCUUUUAAUUGCUCCAACGAUGAAGACGGUACCCUUAGUAGUGUUUAUUACUUUGGAGGCCCUUCAGCGCCUUCAGUGUCAUCAGACACGGGUAAAUCGUUGUCCUCGUGCUUGUGCAGCAACAAGAUUUAUGUUGCGGUAAGCGAGAGAGGGUUAGACGAGCUUAGAAGCACAAAUGCCACUCUUCGAAGUAUUUUAACCACGCCCAUUAAGAUGGAGUACAUGGCCAACUUCACUGCUUGUUCUAAGUGCGAAGAGUCUGGUGGCAGAUGUGGUUCAUAUCCUUCUUCGGAUGAGUUUGUGUGUUACUGCCGAGAUGGUCCUUGGUCGUUAGCAUGUUCUCAAUCAGGGGCUGGUGUAGCUGCUUUAUUACUAGGAAUAGUAAUGCUGGUAAUUUUUCUGUUCAUUUGGAAAAGCAAAAAACGAAAAACAAAUAAAUAUUCAUUCCUAUGGAGUAGAAAAGCAAUUGGGGAUCAUAAUAUAGCAACCUUUUUAGAAAGCUAUGGAUCCUUAGCCCCAACAAGGUACACGUACGCAGAUAUACGAAAGAUGACCAAUUCAUUCAAAGAUAAACUUGGCGAAGGAGGUUAUGGAAGUGUUUACAAAGGAAAAUUAUACGAUGGUCGCGUUGUGGCGGUGAAGAAAUUGAAGUAUUCAAAGGGUGAUGGAAAAGAUUUCAUCAAUGAGGUAUUGAGUAUGAGUAGAACUAAUCAUGUCAAUGUCGUCAUUCUUUUAGGUUUUUGUUUCGAAGGAAACAAUAGAGCUCUUGUAGUUGAGUUCUUAGCCAAUGGAUCUCUUGAAAAGUUUAUGCACGGUAGAGAGAUUGACGAACCAUUGCAAUGGGAAACCAUGUUCAACAUAUCAAUUGGAAUCGCCAAGGGACUAGAUUACCUACAUAGAGGUUGCAAUACGCGAAUAUUGCACUUUGACAUUAAGCCUCACAAUAUUCUUCUUGAUGAAGAAUUCCGCUCAAAGAUUUCUGACUUUGGGCUAGCCCGAUUGUGUUCACAGAAGAAUAGCAUAAUAUCAAUGUCGGAAGCUAGAGGGACCAUUGGAUACAUUGCUCCUGAAGUUUUAUGUAAAUAUUAUGGCAAUGUUUCCCAUAAAUCAGAUGUUUAUAGCUAUGGGAUGAUGCUAUUGGAUCUAGUAUGUGGUAGACAAAUUGGCAACAAUGAAACUCAAGGCAACAGUGAAAUGUACUUUCCUGAAUGGAUAUAUAAUCGACUUGAGCCUGUGGAAGACGUUUCAAUUCACGGGGUUAUAAAUGGCGAUAAUGAGGUAGAGAGAAAGAUGAUUAUAGUGAGCUUAUGGUGCAUACAAUCGUAUCCCGCCAAUCGGCCAUCUAUGAAUCGAGUUGUAGAAAUGUUAGGAGUGUCGUUGGAGUCUUUACAAAUACCUCCUAAGGCAAAUUGUUCUUCCCCAACAACAUUUGUGUUUGGUUCUUCGCCUAUGGUAACCACUCGAGACAAUUUUUGUUAA